Messenger RNA from Sphaerodactylus townsendi, 964 nucleotides. It is a transcript of the gene TTR, whose product is annotated as transthyretin. The record is from RefSeq and is a predicted model, not a curated record. The coding region runs from base 87 to 539 and encodes 150 amino acids. Gene Ontology annotation, biological process: purine nucleobase metabolic process. The transcript has 4 exons. Gene Ontology annotation, molecular function: thyroid hormone binding. Lineage: Eukaryota; Metazoa; Chordata; Lepidosauria; Squamata; Sphaerodactylidae.
AGCAUGUUUUGUAGUAGGAUAGAGUAUAAAAUCUCAGGCUGCACCAGCUACUAGUUGCUUACAGAGGUUCUCUGACUGCUUAUACAAUGGCCUCUUCCUCUCUGCUUCUUAUUUGUUUGGCUGGAGUGGUAUAUCUUGCAGAAUGUGCACCACUGGUUUCCCAUGGCUCCAUCGACUCUAAGUGCCCUCUAAUGGUGAAAGUCUUGGAUGCAGUUAGAGGAAGCCCAGCCACCAGCAUAGUAGUAAGAGUGUUCAAGAAAGCAGAAGAUGGUAGCUGGAAUGAGUAUGCUAAUGGAAAAACCAAUGAAUUUGGGGAAAUUCAUGAGCUUACAACAGAGGAACAAUUUGUAGAAGGUUUGUACAAGGUGCAGUUUGAUACAAGCUCUUACUGGAAGGCACUUGGUAUUUCUCCAUUCCACGAAUUUGCUGAUGUGGUUUUUGUUGCUAAUGAUUCUGGACACCGUCAUUACACCAUUGCUGCUCUUCUCAGUCCCUUUUCUUAUUCAACCACAGCUGUUGUCAGUGAUCCAAAGGAAUGAAACCCCACAAUAGUCUUAUAAAGUUUCUCCAUUGUUCUUUCUUGUAGGAUUAUUUUAAAAGGAUUCUGUUAACCUGAAUAAUCAACGUCUUGUUUACUAAAGUAGCAUCUCACUGAUAUUUUGGUUUAAAAUUUUUUUUUGAAAUGCAUCAAUAAAUAUUACUUCUCUAAACUGUUUUAGAGUGUAAGGGUAUGCACACAUACGUGAUAUUCAGCAUCAAACAGCCCACCUGAUGGCCUACCACCUUUAUGACCUGGGAUUGCAGGAGUUACCAUCAAAUUAAAGUUUGGUAUAUCAAAAUUAUUGGCCAUCCAAGUCUCUUGAAGAAAAAGAAUAUCAAAGUGACUGAGGAAACAAAAUUUGCAUCAGAAGUUUUGGAAACCCAGCCUGUGGUAUUCCAAGAAAAUAAAGUGACUAGAUGUCAA